Messenger RNA from Morus notabilis, 2547 nucleotides. RefSeq names its product probable auxin efflux carrier component 1b. Gene Ontology annotation, cellular component: plasma membrane; endoplasmic reticulum. The record is from RefSeq and is a predicted model, not a curated record. The coding region runs from base 340 to 2106 and encodes 588 amino acids. NCBI's taxonomy places the organism in Eukaryota, Viridiplantae, Streptophyta, Magnoliopsida, Rosales, Moraceae. The transcript has 6 exons. Gene Ontology annotation, molecular function: auxin efflux transmembrane transporter activity. Gene Ontology annotation, biological process: auxin export across the plasma membrane; auxin polar transport.
GCUUCCACAAAAGCCUUCAGCUUUUAUUUCUCUUGUCUGCCAUUAAAAUCCCAUAAAUACAACACUCCUCUCUCCCUUGCCUCGCCACUCUUCCCCCCUUUUCUUCACCCUUUUGCCUCCUCAUUCUCCCUCUCCAUUUUCCAUCACUUUCCCAAGAAAAAAAGAGGAAGAAAAAUGGGCUGAGACCAACAAAAAAAAAAAAGACCUCCCUCCAUCAAUCUCCUCCAAAACCCCAUCUGGGUUCUCUUCUUCUCUUUGUCAUCCGAUUUCCCCACCAAAACAACAACAAAACUAAACCAAAAAAAAAAAAAAAAAACAAACAAACAAACAAAACAAAAGAUGAUCAGUCUUUUGGACCUCUACCACGUCCUAACAGCCGUGGUUCCACUCUACGUGGCGAUGAUCCUGGCCUACGGCUCCGUGAAAUGGUGGAAAAUCUUCAGCCCCGAUCAAUGCUCCGGCAUAAACCGGUUCGUCGCCCUCUUCGCCGUCCCUCUUCUCUCCUUCCACUUCAUCUCCACCAACGACCCUUACAACAUGAACUUCCGCUUCAUCCUCGCCGACAGUCUGCAGAAAAUCAUCGUACUCGCCGUCCUCUUUCUCUGGUCCAAAACCAGCUCCCGAGGCUCCUUGGAAUGGUCCAUUACUCUCUUCUCUCUCUCCACCCUCCCCAACACCCUCGUCAUGGGCAUUCCCCUUCUCAAAGGAAUGUACGGUGACUCCUCCGGAACUCUCAUGGUCCAAAUCGUCGUUCUUCAGUGUAUAAUCUGGUACACUCUAAUGCUCUUCCUGUUUGAGUACAGAGGGGCUAGAUUGUUAAUCGUCGAGCAGUUUCCCGACACCGCCGGGUCGAUCAUCUCCUUCCGUGUCGACUCCGACAUCAUUUCCUUGGACGGCAAGGAACCUCUGCAAACCGAGGCGGAGGUUGGGGAGGACGGCAAGCUCCACGUGACGGUCAGGAAGUCGACGAGUUCUCGGUCGGAAAUCUUUUCUAGACGGUCUCACGGCCCGAACUCCGGGCUUUCGCUGACGCCGAGGCCGUCGAAUUUAACCAAUGCCGAGAUAUACUCGCUUCAGUCGUCGAGAAAUCCGACCCCCCGAGGGUCGAGCUUUAACCACACGGAUUUUUACUCCAUGGUUAAUGGGAAGAAUUUGGGAAGUGGGGUCAGUCCGAGGCAGUCGAAUUUCGGGGUCUUUGAUGAAGAGAGAGGGGGUGUUGGUGGGUAUCCUGCGCCGCCGAGUACUGGAAUAUUCUCUCCGGUGAAUGGUCCUGGCGCGAAUAAUAAUGGUAAUGGUAACAAGAAGAAGGGAAGUGAUGGGAAGGAUCUUCACAUGUUUGUUUGGAGUUCGAGUGCUUCGCCGGUUUCCGAAGGUGGGAUUCAUGUUUUCAGAGGCGGUGCCGGUGGAGAGUAUGGGAAUGAGCUUGCUCAUCAUCAAAAAGAUUACGAUGAGUAUGGCCGUGACGAGUUCAGCUUCGGAAACAGAGGUGUCUCAAAUGGAGUUGACCGUGAAGGUCCUGUGCUUUCCAAGCUUGGUUCUAGCUCCACAGCUGAGCUUCAUCCCAAAACUGCUUCACAGGUUGAGACCAAGCCCACUUCAAUGCCUCCUGCUAGUGUCAUGACAAGGCUCAUUCUGAUCAUGGUUUGGAGAAAACUCAUCAGAAAUCCCAACACUUACUCUAGUCUCAUUGGUCUCACUUGGUCUUUAGUCUCAUUCAAGUGGAACAUUGCAAUGCCUGCUAUAAUUGCGGAAUCCAUUGCCAUUUUGUCAAAUGCAGGCCUUGGAAUGGCCAUGUUUAGUCUUGGUUUGUUCAUGGCAUUACAACCGAGGAUUAUUGCAUGUGGUAACUCAGUUGCUACAUUUGCCAUGGCGGUCAGGUUCCUCACAGGUCCUGCAGUCAUGGCAGCUGCCUCAAUUGCCGUGGGACUAAAAGGAGUUCUCUUGCACAUUGGUAUAGUACAGGCUGCUCUUCCACAAGGAAUUGUCCCCUUCGUCUUUGCCAAGGAAUAUAAUGUUCACCCUGACAUUCUGAGCACUGGGGUUAUAUUUGGGAUGCUAAUUGCUCUUCCUAUCACUCUAGUUUACUAUAUUUUGCUGGGACUAUGAAGCACAAGCUGUCAAAGAGACUCAGUUAGUUAGUACUCUUUUUUUUUUUUCGUUUUACCCUUUUCGUUAUUGGGUUUUUGGCUAUCUAACAGAAGGAAAAAGCAUAGAUUUCAAGAAACUUAUUAGAGGAGAAGAAUAGAGUGGGAGAAAAAGAUACAAGACUUCUCUGCAAAACAAGGACAAGGGAAAUAGAAAAAGGAACAGUGAAUUCUUAUUAUAUCAGUAGUUUUUUUUUUUGGGGGGGUCAUUUUGAAGAUUUCUAUGAAACCUUGUGCCUCUUUCUUUUUGAACUUUUGUUUCAUCGAUGAAAAAGAAAGUAGUGAGAGCUUUUAUUUGAUGUUGCAGUCGGAGAUGUAUCUCUUGUAUCUCUGCUUUCCUUAAACUUUUGUAAGGUCAAAAAAGAUUUUUAACCCCACUUGGAAUCUCUAUGCGAAAAGCUUA